AUAGCGCUGGAUUCCAAAGUGCUUUGUAGGUUAGAAACUUCAGAGACAGCGAGCCGCUUCGGAGUUGGGAGCAGCAGCAAAGGGAGGUUCAGCCGGGGGAGAUCAAGCUCAGAAAAUGGCGCGAGGACUGAAGAAGCAUUUGAAGAGGCUCAAUGCCCCCAAGCAUUGGAUGCUUGACAAAUUGGGUGGUGCAUUUGCCCCCAAGCCCUCAUCUGGACCUCACAAGUCGAGGGAGUGUCUUCCAUUGAUCAUUAUCUUGCGAAACCGGUUGAAGUAUGCUCUGACAUACCGUGAGGUCAUUGCCAUCUUGAUGCAACGUCAUGUUAUGGUUGAUGGGAAAGUUAGGACUGAUAAGACUUAUCCUUCUGGUUUCAUGGAUGUUGUCUCAAUCCCCAAGACAAAUGAGAAUUUCCGUCUCCUUUAUGACACCAAAGGACGGUUCCGUCUGCAUUCAAUCAGGGAUGAAGAGGCAAAGUUCAAACUCUGCAAGGUCCGUUCUGUGCAGUUUGGCCAAAAGAAUAUCCCUUACAUUAAUACCUAUGAUGGGAGAACAAUUCGUUACCCUGAUCCUCUCAUCAAGGCAAAUGACACCAUCAAGCUUGAUUUGGAGACCAACAAGAUUGUUGACUUCAUCAAGUUCGAUGUUGGUAAUGUUGUCAUGGUGACAGGUGGUAGGAACAGAGGGCGAGUUGGAGUAAUCAAGAGCAGGGAGAAGCAUAAGGGAAGCUUUGAGACUAUUCACGUCCAGGACGCCACUGGACAUGAAUUUGCAACCCGUUUGGGGAAUGUGUUCACAAUUGGUAAGGGUACCAAGCCAUGGGUAAGCCUUCCCAAGGGUAAGGGUAUUAAGCUUACUAUCAUUGAGGAGGCCAAGAAGAGGCAAGCUGCCCAAGCCACAGCUGCAGCCUAGAUGUUUUCGGUGAAAACAAUUUAAGUCUUAUCUGAAGAAUUUCACUAGAACUUUUGUAAUUUUUACUAAAUUAGCUUUGGAAUUUAUGCUGCAAAUUUUGUCUUCGUGUUCUUCAUUUGUUUUGAUACAGAUCAGACUUAAAUUUUAUGCUAUGUUGAAGUAAA
This is a messenger RNA of Fragaria vesca subsp. vesca, 1074 nucleotides long. Its product is annotated as 40S ribosomal protein S4-like. The transcript is spliced from 5 exons. Gene Ontology annotation, molecular function: structural constituent of ribosome; RNA binding. The record is from RefSeq and is a predicted model, not a curated record. Lineage: Eukaryota; Viridiplantae; Streptophyta; Magnoliopsida; Rosales; Rosaceae. Bases 116 to 910 code for a protein of 264 amino acids. Gene Ontology annotation, biological process: translation. Gene Ontology annotation, cellular component: ribosome; cytosolic small ribosomal subunit.